AUGGGUAAUAAGCUCGUUAUUAAGGCCCCGGUUCAAGUUAUGGACCUUUCUUAUCAAUUUAAAGGAUCCGAAAAUCUACGGAACAUGGAACUUACCGUCACCAGGGAAGGAUGCGUGGAUCCGCGCCUAUUGAACUCGUUCCUGAGGGCUAUGCGUCAUAACUCAGAUGACGUGAUACGGGAGAAACUAAACAACGUCAAAGAUCUUACAACUCAUGAGAAAAGAGCGCGAUGCCAGGAUUUUGUACAUAAUGAACUAUCUGGCAAUUGGAGAAUACGAGAUAAAGUUAUCAGUUUCUGCGAGAACGAGUCGAGUCAGCUCAAGACCGAGCUGGAUCAGCUGUAUGCGCAGAACGUGGACGCUUCACAGGCCACCGUCAGUGCCCGUAUGGACCCUUAUGCGCCUCGCGCUGAGCAAAUGCGGAAGGACCUGGAAUAUGGCGAUUGGCAAAGACUGGACGCCUGGGUGAAAAACCAACGUGAAGUAGAAAGUAUUCUACAAAAGAGCGCCGUGUCUGUUCUCAACACGCGUUGUGACCCGAACAUUGACUACAUGACUCAAUUCGACGAUUUGAGGCGGAGCCUAUAG
Lachancea mirantina is the source of this 588-nucleotide messenger RNA. NCBI's taxonomy places the organism in Eukaryota, Fungi, Ascomycota, Saccharomycetes, Saccharomycetales, Saccharomycetaceae. The record is from the annotation of a GenBank genome assembly.